AUGUCCGUUGCCAACAACAACACCAGCGCAAGAUCCCAACACCCAUCAAAGAGCCCAGCGCCACCUCACGAUGAGGCUCAGGUCGCCAAGAUUCCUCACUUCCUCCCUCACGAGCGUGUCUUUCCCAUACAGAUAGGCAAUGAGCUGUUCAAGCUCUCCGGCGCAUCCAUUUCAUCCGAUGCGCCGUCGUAUUUCUCUCAAUACUUUUACUGCCAGGUCAAAAAGGCGCAAGAAACCGGCGAGGACCUCUCCAAUGCCAUCCGCACCUUGUACAUUGACCGCGAUCCCCAGACUUUUGCCGACAUCUCCCUCCACCUCCAAGGCUAUCAUGUCAAACCCCGAGACGGCACGCACUUUGUGCGACUUUUUGCCGAUGCGCAAUUCUAUAGCUUGCCCAAGUUGAUAUCACAGCUCUACGAGGAGUCAAUAUUCAUCUCCAUCGGCCACCGCGAGUUUCAGAUCCCCCGCGACAUCUUCACCGACCCAGGCAAUUCGCCAAACUUCUUCUCUCUAGGCUUCGCAGUCUUCUUCUCGAACCCCGAAGACCUGUUCCCCGGCCUUGACCGCGAAGGCCUCCUCCGCCCGCCCUCCAUCCUACCGCCGUCCGUCCCGAACCGCUCCGCCGAUACCUUUGCCGAGAUCCUACACCUGCUACGCGGAUACCCCGUAACGAUCCGUAACGAGUCGCACCGCGCCGAGCUACUACGAGACUGCCGCUACUUCAACUUCAAAGGCCUGGAGCAGAAACUCAUCCCCCAUCACAUCAGCCAUAACCAGAGCCGCCGGCGCGAGGAAAUCCUCCUGCGCCUCGAAGAUAUACUGAAAAGCGGCAUCAGCGUCGCCGCAGACGUCUCGGCCUCCCCCGCCGAGCAUCUCUCCGGCUGGGUAAACUACGCCCGCCCCUACGUUGACGACCGCGCGGCGGAGCUGGUCCUCGAAAUCGGCGGCGAGAGCACCCGCCUACACUUUCACCACAGCUCCGGCUCCGUCCGCGCCGAAUUUUUCAAGGACACCCGCGCCCGCGUGGCGCGCCUCUUCGAAGUCGUGGCCACCAAGCUCAAUCUCCCGCCGACGACCCAACCCCUGGGCCUCCUCAUGGCCUCGGGCGGCGCCGGCAGCCAGCCCCCGACACCGGGACAUACCCCGCUCAGCGAGGACCUCGUGCGCGUGUCUAUUGACAGCGACACCUCCAUCACCCUUGACGGCAGACCACAUACUCUGGACUUUGAAGACCUGCAACAAACCACCACCGCCGCCAACCCCAUGUCCGCGGCCUCGAGCACAGCCGAAUCACCCACAGCGACGACAGCGUUCCAGCCCAACUCGCGCAAGCGGAGGCGGGUCGACUCUCACGGCUUCGCGACGGCUGCAGGCCAGGGCCAGGCGGCGCUUGCGGCCGAGGAGUGGGUAGUUCGGACGGGCCAGUGGAGGCUCAAGAUUCAGGGGUCACGCGGCGGAAAAAGCUCCGUCGAGUGCGUGCUCGUCGCCGUCAAGCUCGACGCAUAUAGCUCGGAGAAUGCAAGGAAUGCAACCAGGGGGUUCCUGAACGGAUGA
Colletotrichum acutatum is the source of this 1554-nucleotide messenger RNA. Its product is annotated as BTB/POZ domain-containing protein. The record is from RefSeq and is a predicted model, not a curated record. NCBI's taxonomy places the organism in Eukaryota, Fungi, Ascomycota, Sordariomycetes, Glomerellales, Glomerellaceae. The transcript has 3 exons. Bases 1 to 1554 code for a protein of 517 amino acids.